Encephalitozoon romaleae SJ-2008 is the source of this 393-nucleotide messenger RNA. RefSeq lists its product as hypothetical. Bases 1 to 393 code for a protein of 130 amino acids. The transcript has a single exon. The record is from RefSeq and is a predicted model, not a curated record. NCBI's taxonomy places the organism in Eukaryota, Fungi, Microsporidia, Unikaryonidae.
AUGAGCAUUCUUGAGAUAGAAUUUCCAUUCAGGAUUGGGGAGACACAUCCAAGGCUCAAAAUGGAGGUUGAAAUGAAAAGGAAGGAAGAUCUAGUAUCCUUCUGUAUGGAGUAUGAUAUGGACCUUGUAAUAGAUAAUGCUGAACUUAAGUCAAAAGAAGAGAUUCGAGGGCAGUUUGUAUAUGCUUAUAAGUUUGGUGAUCUGGAUAGUGCAAUAGAGUUCAUGGAAAAUAGUCAGGCAAAAGCCUUAGCAACUAGAGGGCUGUUGGAUGUAGAAAAGGUAGAAAAGGAAAUGGAUUUAUUCAUGGAGAAAUACGAGACAGGAGAGAAAAGAUCUAAGAAAAAGAAAAGAGCAAUUGUUGUUGGUGAAGAUGGAUUCAUGAAAUAUGUUUGA